AUGGUGUCACCGGAAAACACUGAUUGGCUUUUGGAGUAUGGGUAUGAGGAUUUAGCGGUGGCUGAUGGGAAUUUCGCUCCUGCUGCUGCUGGUGGCUUUAGUUGGUCGUCCAUGCAGACUUUGAAUGGUUCCGCUAAUGUUAGUGGAGUAAUUGAUGGUUCACUUGGGGAUUCAGAUGCCCAAAAGGAUGCCGGCUCUAAAAAGAGGGCAAGAGCUGAGUCAUGUGCUUCAUCAAGUUCAAAAGCAUGCAGGGAGAAACAACGAAGAGAUAGGCUAAAUGAUAAGUGUGUAACACUCUUUUGUCUCUCGGGUAUAGGAUUUGUCUUUUAUUUUUCCUUCUUUCCGCCCGUCCCUUACGAAUAUGAUAUGUUUAGGUUUGUGGAACUGGGGGCUCUGCUUGAACCUGGAAGGCCUCCGAAAACAGACAAGGCUGCCAUUUUGGUUGAUGCUGUUCGGAUGGUAACUCAAUUGCGCACUGAAUCCCAGAAGCUGAAAGACUCGAAUGUCAGCCUUCAAGAGAAGAUUAAAGAAUUGAAGGCUGAGAAGAACGAGCUUCGGGAUGAAAAACAGAGGCUAAAGGUUGAGAAGGAUAAGCUGGAGCAACAACUUAAGACUAUGAACAGCCAACCUAGCUUCAUGCCGCCACCUGCUAUACCUGCUCCGUUUGCUGCUCAGGCUCAAGCACCUGGCAACAAGCUGGUACCGGUGAUCAGCUACCCUGGAGUUGCAAUGUGGCAGUUCAUGCCCCCUGCUGCUGUGGAUACCUCACAGGAUCAUGUAUUGCGUCCUCCGGUUGCUUGA
Oldenlandia corymbosa var. corymbosa is the source of this 801-nucleotide messenger RNA. Lineage: Eukaryota; Viridiplantae; Streptophyta; Magnoliopsida; Gentianales; Rubiaceae. The record is from the annotation of a GenBank genome assembly.